AUGCCGAUCCGAUACAAUGAAAUUGACGUAUUGGAGUUUGAGACGGCACGCCUCCUCUAUCCUCAUUGGUGCGGUCGACGAACGAAAGAAGGUCUACCCAUAUGCCUGUUCGACUCUGGACAUCUCAAUAAAUCGACUCUCGCCACGUAUGAGAAGACCCGUGGCACCAAGUUGGGGGAGAAUACGAGCAUAAGUGUAACCCAGAGAGCAAGUAUCGCUCACGACUAUCUCACCCGCUUCGUAUUCCCACUAUGUACUGCGAUGAAAGACCGACCACGGCCUAAUGUCCCAAUCACCAGCUCAGUAUACCUCGUUGACAUCAGUACUUUCACGAUGAAGCAGGGUUGGGAUGUCAAAAACUAUACCAGUGAUAUUGCACAAUUGCUGAUGACGGGGUACCCGGAGAUUCUUGAUCGGAUUUUUGUCCUGAAUGCCCCGUCAUAUUUUGGAUGGAUGUGGGGUAUUAUGAAGAAAUGGAUAGACCCGGGGACGGCGGCAAAGGUGGUCAUCGUGCCAGAAAGUGAGAUGAUGUCAACACUGACGAAGUAUAUUGAUCUGGAGAAUAUUCCGACCAGAUUCGGUGGGGAGUUUUCCUGGGAAAAUGGCACGCCGCUCGACUUGGAUAUCAAUAUUCAAUCUGGUUUAGAGUGGACCGAAGACGGAAAGUUCCCACCCGGACCGAUGAAAUGGGUUCUUGAUGGAUCGGGAAGAAAGACAGCUGUUGCAGUGGGUAGCCUUGAGGGCGUACCAAGGAUUACUAGGAUUGCUCGGGUGAAAGAGGAAGACAAGCCGACCAGCGUGGAAGAUCUGGAGAAGAACAUCGAAAUAACAGACCUGAAGAAAAUUUUCUAUGAUAGCUAUAGCAACAAUCAGCCUACCAUUUAG
Penicillium malachiteum is the source of this 885-nucleotide messenger RNA. Its product is annotated as SEC14 family lipid-binding protein. The record is from RefSeq and is a predicted model, not a curated record. Lineage: Eukaryota; Fungi; Ascomycota; Eurotiomycetes; Eurotiales; Aspergillaceae. The transcript is spliced from 3 exons. Bases 1 to 885 code for a protein of 294 amino acids.